AUGGCGAAUAAUCAAAACGAACCCACCGAUAGAGCUCUUUUGUUGGAUGUCCUUACUACAAUAUCUGAAAAUGAGCUUAGAAAACAACUUUUAACAGCUUAUAAAGGUAUUAUACAUGUACACCGACGCAUCGGUACAAAGGAAGACCCUAAUGCUCCCAACCAACUUGUUCAAAUUCAUUUUCAAUCAACAAAGCAAGCUGAAGAAUUCAUUGAAAAUGGUUGGAUCAGUAUUGGUAACUUACGGUGUCGCGUAAAAGCUUUACCACCGAGUAUACCCGUACAAAAGGAGAACAAGAGAAACAAGGGAUUCGGUAAUCAAUCAAAAAUAUUGAUUGAAGAAGACCAAGUUACUCAUAAAAUUCUUGUUCACGAUUUUCCUACGGACAUAACUGAGAAUGAUCUUAAGAAGAAAAUGACGCAAGUUUACCAGGGUGUUAAAAAUGUUAAGCGAUGGUACAGUAGAAAUGAGCCAAGUAUUCCAACAGAAAACGUUCAAAUUGAUUUUGAAUCACCAAAAGACACCAAAGUCAUACUUCAAAAAGGUUUCAUUAACAUCGAUCAACUUUAUUGGCCGGUAACAGCUUUGAGGUCAAGAAAACCUCAACCGAGUCAAGUCGAAAGUGAAAGUCAACAGCUUUAUCAAUCGAGAAUAUUCUUCGAAGAAGACCUACUAGAAAUAUUUGAAGAUCAAAACAGGCAAUUGAACGACUUGUUCUUUCGUUACAAUGCUCAGCUCAAUGGUGCCAUCCAGCAUCUAUGA
Messenger RNA from Rotaria socialis, 762 nucleotides. NCBI's taxonomy places the organism in Eukaryota, Metazoa, Rotifera, Eurotatoria, Philodinida, Philodinidae. The record is from the annotation of a GenBank genome assembly.